GGGACUACGUAGAACGCCCAAACGGAUGACGUUAUACAGCAAUGCGGGACUACAGACCAAUAGCAGGGAGAAGCUAUUGCAAAUAUCCAAUCAGAGAUACUCAGGGGCGGAGUCUACCAAUGCCUAAAGCGAGGAGGCGGGAUAAAAAAGCGAGGCCGAAGGUAGGCUGGCAGAUACGUUCGUUAGAUUACUCCUUUCUGCCCGUGGACGCCGCCGAGUAAGCAUCGUUAAAGUCUCCCCUCCCACCGCCGUCAUGUCUAAGUCAGAGUCUCCCAAAGAGCCUGAACAGCUGCGGAAGCUCUUCAUCGGAGGUUUGAGCUUUGAAACAACCGAUGAGAGUUUGAGGAGCCAUUUUGAGCAAUGGGGAACGCUUACGGACUGUGUGGUAAUGAGAGAUCCAAACACCAAGCGCUCCAGAGGCUUUGGCUUUGUCACGUAUGCCACUGUGGAGGAGGUGGAUGCAGCCAUGAACGCAAGGCCACACAAGGUGGAUGGGAGAGUUGUGGAACCAAAGAGGGCUGUCUCAAGAGAAGAUUCUCAAAGACCUGGUGCCCACUUAACUGUGAAAAAGAUUUUUGUUGGUGGCAUUAAAGAAGACACUGAAGAACAUCAUCUAAGAGAUUAUUUUGAACAGUAUGGGAAGAUUGAAGUGAUCGAGAUCAUGACCGACCGGGGCAGUGGCAAAAAGAGAGGUUUUGCUUUUGUAACAUUUGAUGACCAUGACUCUGUAGACAAGAUUGUCAUUCAAAAAUACCAUACUGUGAAUGGCCACAACUGUGAAGUAAGGAAAGCCCUAUCUAAGCAAGAGAUGGCUAGUGCUUCAUCCAGCCAAAGAGGUCGAAGUGGUUCUGGAAACUUUGGUGGUGGUCGUGGAGGUGGUUUUGGUGGGAAUGACAACUUUGGUCGUGGAGGGAACUUCAGUGGUCGAGGUGGCUUUGGUGGCAGUCGAGGUGGUGGUGGAUAUGGUGGCAGUGGGGAUGGCUAUAACGGAUUUGGUAAUGAUGGUGGUUAUGGAGGAGGCGGCCCUGGUUACUCUGGAGGAAGCAGAGGCUAUGGAAGUGGUGGACAGGGUUAUGGAAACCAGGGCAGUGGCUAUGGCGGGAGUGGCAGCUAUGACAGCUAUAACAACGGAGGAGGCGGAGGCGGCUAUGGCGGUGGUAGUGGAAGCAACUUUGGAGGUGGCGGAAGCUAUAAUGAUUUUGGCAAUUACAACAAUCAAUCCUCAAAUUUUGGACCCAUGAAAGGAGGAAAUUUUGGAGGCAGAAGCUCUGGCCCCUAUGGUGGUGGAGGCCAAUACUUUGCCAAACCACGAAACCAAGGUGGCUAUGGUGGUUCCAGCAGCAGCAGUAGCUAUGGCAGUGGCAGAAGGUUUUAAUUACUGCCAGGUGGAACCUUAACUAUUGAGGGAGUUUGCAGAUACCUCAGGAUUCGUGACAAUGCCUUUAAAGAUCCAGGAGAGAUGUUCAGCUACUAGGAACUGCUAGCAAGUAUAGCGCGAAUGGCUCCGAGCUCAGACACUCUACAGCUGAGAGUAGACACUUGUGGUAUGUGGAGUACAGAUAAGCCAGGGGCAGGCCACGGCACGCUCCAUGAAAGCUAGGAGGGAGUGAAGUUUCAGUGACCAUCGCAAGAAAGGAGGCAGACAAGAGUAAGGCACACCUGACUCUUAGGACUAGCAGUCAGAACCAGGAGGAAAGGUUUUAUUGCUAUGCUGGUAGGUAAGAACAGAUUUUACUUACAUCCAUAUAGGGUUACCUAAAAUCCGAUUUUCUGUUACAUUAUCCUUAAUAAUAUUGAGCCAAAACUAGUCCAGUUAAGCUGAACUUGGUUUUUCUGGAGAUCAAUUGUUUUAAAUUGACACCCUAGACUUGGCUCCCAAAUGAAGUGAACACUAAUUCUACUGUGACAAUAUAUUUUUGCCCUUUAAUUUUAUUUGCUACCUUCCUUUAACCCAUUUCCUUAAAACAAUGGCUCAAAGUAAUGCAUUAGAAUCUUCCCCAAAACAUGGUGGGAGGGAAGGGUGGAUCAUUAAUUUGGGGGGGGUGGGGGAUUUACCCUGAGCUGGGACUUGGUCUCAGAAAAGCUAGUUCUAAAGGUUGUUUACUUUUCUAGGGAGGAGUCUGCUACUCCAGGCUAAUCAACUCUCUUUAAAAAAAAAAAAAAAAACAAAAAAAAUCAGAAAUUCAUCUGUCCAAAUUUAUGGCUAAAAG
Mirounga angustirostris (Northern elephant seal) is the source of this 2210-nucleotide messenger RNA. It is a transcript of the gene HNRNPA1, whose product is annotated as heterogeneous nuclear ribonucleoprotein A1. The record is from RefSeq and is a predicted model, not a curated record. Gene Ontology annotation, molecular function: mRNA 3'-UTR binding. Gene Ontology annotation, cellular component: catalytic step 2 spliceosome. Lineage: Eukaryota; Metazoa; Chordata; Mammalia; Carnivora; Phocidae. Gene Ontology annotation, biological process: mRNA splicing, via spliceosome. The transcript is spliced from 11 exons. Bases 254 to 1375 code for a protein of 373 amino acids.